GCAUCAUAAUUGCAUAAAAUGCCAGAACACACGCCAGCCCCGACACCCGGUCGUGCCAUCUAUGGCUUUGCGUUGUUUCUGCUCUUCAAAACCCUCUUCUUUAUGUACGUCGUUUGGGCGUUCGUUCCCACUUCGCUAUUCGAUCAGCUAGGUCUAACGUACCUUCCCGAUAAGUAUUUCGCGCUUUUCAUACCAAUUCUUGCACUAGUGGCCGUAACUCUGUUUGCCUUUAUAAUCUAUCCUUCCCUCGCGCUCGCAAUGACGCCGGAUGUGGACGAUCCGGUCACCAUUUCGGAUACGUUCACUAUUGUGCGGUGUGAGUAUCGCUUUCCGGACGGUCAGUGUUGUCUUCAGCGGGUCGAAGACCCGUUCACUACCGGAUGGAAUGCAAAGCGGCUCUGUGCUAAACACUGUUCUCGUCACAUUGAACAGCAAAGGACGGUGCGUGUGGCCAAUUUUUGCGAUUGUCCCUACGAAGCUCACUGCUUGCUUCGUAAGGAUCCUGAUUAUUUACCUACUUUGAGAAACAAAGACCCUAUACCAGCAGCAAACGAUAUAAAUGUAUCGAAAGUGAGCCGAGUCCUGUACGCAAGACAAUGAUUUUUCUUUUAAGUGGGGGGAAUGUAAAUUCAAAAACAAUAGCUAAUAGUAAAAAAUAUAUAUGCAGAAUAUACUAACAAAUACGCGCGACAAUGAUUUUUUAGAGAGGAGUAUGUAAAUUCAAAAACAAUUGCUAGUAGUAAAAAGAAA
Messenger RNA from Anopheles nili, 750 nucleotides. RefSeq lists its product as uncharacterized. The transcript has a single exon. NCBI's taxonomy places the organism in Eukaryota, Metazoa, Arthropoda, Insecta, Diptera, Culicidae. The record is from RefSeq and is a predicted model, not a curated record. Bases 19 to 600 code for a protein of 193 amino acids.